GAUGACGCGUGCCCCGCGCUUCCGCGUUGGGAGCCGGCGGCGGAUCCCGGGACGCGGAGACCCGGGGUCCCGGCAGCGGGGCGGCCCCCGGGCCCAGGGUGGGGAUGCAUCGCCGCGGGGUGGGAGCGGGCGCCAUCGCCAAGAAGAAGCUUGCCGAGGCCAAGUAUAAGGAGCGAGGCACUGUCUUGGCGGAAGACCAGCUGGCCCAGAUGUCGAAACAGUUGGACAUGUUCAAGAGCAACCUGGAGGAAUUCGCCAGCAAGCACAAACAGGAGAUCCGGAAGAAUCCCGAGUUCCGGGUGCAGUUCCAGGACAUGUGCGCCACCAUCGGGGUGGACCCACUGGCCUCUGGAAAAGGAUUUUGGUCUGAGAUGCUAGGCGUGGGGGAUUUCUAUUACGAGCUGGGGGUCCAAAUUAUUGAGGUGUGCCUGGCCUUGAAGCACCGGAAUGGAGGCCUGAUAACCCUCGAGGAGCUGCACCAGCAGGUGUUGAAAGGAAGGGGCAAGUUCGCGCAGGACGUCAGCCAAGAUGACCUGAUCAGGGCCAUCAAGAAACUGAAGGCGCUGGGCACUGGCUUCGGCAUCAUCCCCGUGGGCGGCACCUACCUCAUUCAGUCUGUCCCGGCUGAGCUCAACAUGGACCACACCGUGGUGCUGCAGCUGGCUGAGAAAAACGGCUACGUGACUGUCAGUGAUAUCAAAGCCAGUCUUAAAUGGGAGACCGAGCGAGCGCGUCAAGUGCUGGAACACCUGCUGAAGGAAGGGCUGGCCUGGCUGGACCUACAGGCCCCAGGGGAGGCCCGCUACUGGCUGCCGGCUCUCUUCACUGACCUCUACGCCCAGGAGAUUACAGCCGAGGAGGCCAGAGAAGCCCUCCCCUGACUCUGGCAGUGUGGAAGGAGCCCCAGCAACAGGCAGGAAGAGGAGGGCAGAGCUGCUGGUGUGAAUAAAGCCUGAAUAACUUUUUUUUUUUAAAGAAAAGA
This is a messenger RNA of Mustela erminea (ermine), 982 nucleotides long. It is a transcript of the gene SNF8, whose product is annotated as SNF8 subunit of ESCRT-II. Lineage: Eukaryota; Metazoa; Chordata; Mammalia; Carnivora; Mustelidae. Gene Ontology annotation, biological process: protein transport to vacuole involved in ubiquitin-dependent protein catabolic process via the multivesicular body sorting pathway. The coding region runs from base 105 to 881 and encodes 258 amino acids. The record is from RefSeq and is a predicted model, not a curated record. Gene Ontology annotation, cellular component: ESCRT II complex. The transcript has 8 exons.